Molecule: messenger RNA, 3327 nt
Organism: Gossypium arboreum
Lineage: Eukaryota; Viridiplantae; Streptophyta; Magnoliopsida; Malvales; Malvaceae
Product: probable cellulose synthase A catalytic subunit 5 [UDP-forming]
Exons: 11
Coding region: 161-3238 (1025 amino acids)
Biological process (GO): plant-type primary cell wall biogenesis; cellulose biosynthetic process
Cellular component (GO): trans-Golgi network; plasma membrane
Molecular function (GO): cellulose synthase (UDP-forming) activity
Source: RefSeq, a predicted model, not a curated record
UUUAUCAUUUUAGUAGUUUUGUUAUUAGAUGGUAAAUGAUAAAUGGAGCAGAAGAAGCGAUUAUGAUGAUAGGUUUCAUAUUUUUUAUGGGAAAUUUUUAGUGGCAGUGGCAGCCAAAGUGAAAGCAAAUCAAGCAAAGCAACGAAGAGCAUAAACACUAAUGCAAGUGAGUUGUGGUUUAGUUGUUGGCACUCACAACUCCAACGAGCUUCUAGUUAUUCGUCGCCAUGGGGACGACUCUUCACCAAAGACGGGGGAACAUUUAAUCGGCCAAACAUGCAACAUAUGCGGAGAUGAAGUUGGACUAGCAACUGAGGGAGAGUUGUUCGUGGCCUGCAAUGAGUGUGCCUUCCCUAUUUGUCGUGUUUGCUAUGACUACGAGCGCAAGGAAGGGAACCAGACGUGCCCUCGGUGUAAAACCAGAUUCAAACGUCUCAAAGGCUGUCGUAGAGUGGAAGGAGAUGAAGAAGAAGAUGAAAUUGAUGACUUAGACAAUGAGUUCAGUUUCGAGGGAUCCAGCAAUGAGCAGCACCAUUUUGUUGUUCAUAGGGGGCCGCAACUUUCCCUUCUCAGUAAUGGUCACAAGGUAUUAUUACCAACCUGUAAUCGAAAUCAUAAUAUAACUACUGAUUUAACAGCUUAUGGCUAUGGAAGUGUUGCUUGGAAGGAGACAUGGAAACAAGAAACAGGAAAAUUACAGCUGAAGAAUUCGUAUAAUGGUUGCAAUGAUGUCUUUCCUGAUGACCUUGAUUUACCUUCAAGGGAUGAAGCUAGGCAACCAUUGUCAAGAAAGUUUGGAAUCCGAUCGAGCCAAAUCAACCCAUACCGGAUGAUCAUCAUAAUUCGACUUGUAGUUGUUGGAGUUUUCUUCCACUAUCGAGUGAAGCACCCAGUUGAGGAUGCCUACGCUUUAUGGCUCGUAUCUGUCAUCUGUGAAACAUGCUUUGCACUUCAAUGGAUUCUUGAACAGUUCCCAAAAUGGCAUCCAAUCAACAGGGAAACUUAUCUUGAUAGAUUAUCCCUGAGAUAUGAGGAGGAGGGGCAACCUUCACAACUUGCUCAUAUUGACCUAUUUGUAACCACAGUUGAUCCAUUAAAAGAAUCACCUUUGGUGACUGCAAAUACAGUUCUUUCCAUACUUGCUGUGGAUUACCCGGCUGAUAAGCUCUCAUGUUAUGUUUCUGACGAUGGUGCUUCCCUGCUAACAUUUGAAGCAUUGUUCGAAACAUCUGAAUUUGCAAGAAAAUGGGUACCAUUUUGCAACAAGUUUAACGUUGAACCGAGGGCACCCGAGUGGUAUUUUUCUCGAAAGGUAGAUUAUUUCAAAGACAAGAUUUUACCAUCGUUUGUGAUGGAAAGAAGAGCAAUGAAGAGAGAGUAUGAAGAGUUCAAAAUUCGAAUCAAUACAUUGGUUGCCAAGGCUCAAAAGGCUCCAAAAGAUGGGUGGAUCAUGCAGGAUGGAACUCCUUGGCCUGGGAACAAUACUCAUCAUCAUCCCGGAAUGAUUCAGGUUUUUCUUGGACAAGGGGGAAGACAUGACGCAGAUGGCAAUGAAUUGCCACGCUUGGUAUAUGUUUCUAGAGAAAAAGGACCUAGUUUUAAUCACCAUAAAAAGGCUGAAGCUUUGAAUGCUUUGGUAAGAGUCUCUGCAGUGCUCACAAAUGCACCGUAUCUCUUAAAUUUGGAUUACAAUCACUACAUCAACAAUAGCAAGGCUCUUAAAGAGGCAAUGUGUUUCAUGAUGGAUCCAUUGUCAGGAAAAAGAGUAUGUUUUGUUCAAUUCUCCCAGCGGUUCGAUGACAUUGAUAACCAUGAUCAAUAUGCCAAUAGAAACCCCAUAUUAUUUUAUGUUAAUAUGAAAGGUUUGGAUGGCAUUCAAGGUCCUAUAUAUACUGGUACUGGAUGUGUAUUGAGAAGAGUAGCACUUUAUGGCUAUGAUGCUCCGAAACCAAAGAAGCCACCUACAAGAACAUGCAACUGUUGGCAUAAAUGGUGUUGUGGAUUUUUGUGCUUAAGAAGGAAGAAGAAGCAGCAGCUUAAUAAGGUACCAAAGACCGUGAUUCAAACAAGACAUACUAAACAAGGUGAUGAAGAAGCUUUACCACUCAUGUCUGCUACUAUGGAGGCCGUCGAAGAAGGGGCACUCGAAAAGAUGUUUGGUCAGUCCCCUGUUUUUAUCGCAUCAACCUUGGUAGAAAAUGGUGAAACAUUCAAUGGAGCUAGCCUUGCAUCUCGGCUUAGAAAAGCCAUCCAUGUCAUCGGUUGUGGCUAUGAAGAUAAAACCGAGUGGGGAAAAGAGGUUGGAUGGAUAUAUGGGUCGGUUACAGAGAAUAUAUUAACAGGAUUUAAAAUGCAUAGCCAUGGGUGGCGAUCUGUACAUUGUUUUCCUGCUAGGCUUGCAUUUAAGGGAUUUGGUUCAGUCAACCUUGAGGAUCAUCUGCAAGAGGUUCAGCGAUGGGCGCUUGGAUCGAUUGAAAUAUUCUUAAGUAGGCAUUGCCCUAUUUGGUAUGGCUAUGGAGGUGGUCUCAAGUUGUUGGAACGUAUUGCGUACAUAAAUGUAGUCGUAUAUCCAUGGACCUCUAUUCCUCUUCUUGCAUAUUGUACACUUCCUGCUGUCUGCUUGUUCACAGGCAAAUUCAUCAUUCCAGAGCUCAGCAGUGCUGGAAGCUUGUGGCUCUUGUCGCUUUUCAUAUGUAUUUUCGCAACAAACAUCCUGGAAAUGAAAUGGAAUGGAAUCAGCAUUAACGAAUGGUGGAGAAAUGAAAAACUUUGGGUGAUCGGAGCCGUUUCAGCUCAACUGUUUGCCGUAUUCCAAGGGCUUUUGAAGAUUAUGACUGGUAUUAACACUAACUCCAGUGUAACUUCAAAGGUAGAAGGCGACAAUGGAGAUUUCUCCCAACUGUGGGACUUAAAAUGGACGACAUUGCUCAUCCCACCUACAACGUUGCUUAUAAUAAACAUCGUAGGAGUUAUUGCUGGUAUCGCAAAGGCAAUCAACAAUGGGUAUGAUUCAUGGGGACCAUUUUUUGGGAAGUUUUUCUUUGCUUUCUGGGUCAUUGUUCAUCUUUAUCCCUUGCUAAAGGGUUUGACAGGGCGACAAAGCAGGGCGCCUACCAUUGUUGUUGUUUGGUCGGUUUUGUUAGCUUCGAUUUUUAUAUUUGUGUGGGUUCGGUUGGAUUCGUUCUUUCCCGAAUCAGAUGGUCCGUCUCUUGUGGAAUGUGGGUUGGACUGUAAAUGAUAGUAUUGCUAGUUUAAUUAAUAGGAGACAGCUCCUUUUCAUUAUUUUGUAAUUUAACACAAUUUUAAUAUUUUAUAUAUGAAUUGAUU